This is a messenger RNA of Aphanomyces invadans, 836 nucleotides long. RefSeq lists its product as hypothetical. The record is from RefSeq and is a predicted model, not a curated record. The transcript has a single exon. NCBI's taxonomy places the organism in Eukaryota, Oomycota, Saprolegniomycetes, Saprolegniales, Verrucalvaceae. Bases 1 to 558 code for a protein of 185 amino acids.
AUGCUGCAGCCAGGCACUUACGCCCGCACGCGCGCGCAUGUACGGUACCACGCCACACGGUACGGUACGUCCACCCCCGUUUUUGUCACGACGGAAUGCCCCGUUGCAACUGGUGGAAUCUUGGCGUCCCACGCUGAAAAUCCCACGGCGGAUGACACCAGUUGCCAAUUUGCCACGCGCCGAGCAAGCCAAAACAUGCCCCACUUCGCCCUUGCCGCGUCCGUCGCGCCGCUGCCUGCGCGGAUACGGACGUCGUUUGCGUCGCCUUCGUUUGGCGAAGCGUUCAAGAUGCUUGUGAAACAGACGCUCUACAAGUCGGGCGAGUCGUUUGUGUCGUCGCAUGCUGCGUGCCGUCCUGUCGAGCCUGUCCACCGAUCCGGGUGCAGUCAACCGAUUGAAAUCGACUGGAACCGACGCCGAACGCACUCGCUUGACGAAAUGGACGCGCGAGACAUGCACAUUGGACGAAAACUCGUCGUCGACGACGACGACGACAUGUGGACGUGUGCAAGCCCCGUCGGCGUCGACGACGAUUGCAUCUUUGCCCUCGAGUUAUAGUCGCUCGCCCCGCGACCCGACUUUGCCUAAUUUAUCAACACGUUGCCUUUCCUUUUGUUGUGGACCACGAACUCCUCGGCGCCUCUCCUUCGUUUCGUGGACCAUGCUCGUCGUCGCGCGCGCGCGCGUCUCCCACCGCGGUGUCGACACGCCCUUUUUAUGGAAACCGCCACAAGUGACUGGAAGUUUGUAAGGUGGUCGGCACGUUGCCCUCGACCAAUCCCCGCGCUUCAUUUGAACCCGAGAAUAUAAAAUACGCCAUACUUUUUUAUUCCAAG